AAAGUAUGUCAGACUAGAAGUAGGCCAUCAUGUCAAUUGGACUUGACAGAGUGUGACCAGGCAAGUAACAUAGACCGGGCUGGAGGGUUUGGACCAGACUUGCCAAUGGAUGGUGGAUUUCUCGUACAAAUGUUUGGGGAUAUUAUGCUUAGAAAAGAACUGACAAUAUUUGUUUCGUAGAUCAUUUUUUUUUUUAAGAUAAGAAGUGCUUAAAAUUUUGGAUGAUUUGACAGAUAAAACUUUGAAGGUAAGAAAUGAUUUCUCUGAAUGCUUGAAGGUGGGGCAUGAGUAGUUCAUUGGGACCAAAGUGAACACAAGAGCUAAAACCAUCUUGACUAGGACCUACGGAAAGGAUUUAGUUUCAAUACUUAAAAUUGGCUGAGAAUUAGUUUAAAAAAACAACAAUUAAAAAUGUCUACACGUGGUAUUCGCCUUCCUUUAUCACACUGUGCUCAAAAGACAGCGGCAAACAUGUCUCUGCUAUGGCAGGCAUUCAAUAAUAUAAAGUCAAACAUGUCUCUGCUAUGGCAGACAUUCAAGAAUAUAAAGUCAAACAUGUCUCUGCUAUGGCAGACAUUCAAGAAUAUAAGGUCAAACAUGUCUCUGCUAUGGCAGACAUUCAAUAAUAUAAGGUCAAACAUGUCUCUGCUAUGGCAGACAUUCAAGAAUAUAAGGUCCAUCAUGUCUCUGCUAUGGCAGACAUUCAAGAAUAUAAGGUCAAACAUGUCUCGGCUAGGCAGACAUUCAAGAAUAUAAGGUCAAAAAUGUCUCUGCUAUGACAGACAUUCAAGAAUGUAAGGUCAAACAUGUCACGGCUAGGCAGACAUUCAAUAAUAUAAGGUCAAACAUGUCUCUGCUAUGGCAGACAUUCAAUAAUAUAAGGUCCAUCAUGUCUCUGAUAUGGCAGACAUUCAAUAAUAUAAGGUCCAUCAUGUCUCUGCUAUGGCAGACAUUCAAUAAUAUAAGGUCCAUCAUGUCUCUGCUAUGGCAGACAUUCAAUAAUAUAAGGUCCAUCAUGUCUCUGCUAUGGCAGACAUUCAAUAAUAUAAGGUCCAUCAUGUCUCUGCUAUGGCAGACAUUCAAUAAUAUAAGGUCCAUCAUGUCUCUGCUAUGGCAGACAUUCAAUAAUAUAAGGUCCAUCAUGUCUCUGCUAUGGCAGACAUUCAAUAAUAUAAGGUCCAUCAUGUCUCUGCUAUGGCAGACAUUCAAUAAUAUAAGGUCCAUCAUGCCUCUGCUAUGGCGGACAUACAAGAUUAUACGAUAAAACAUGUCUCUGUCUCUAAGCUACUUAUCUAUCGCCAUUGAAACAAAACCAUUAAAAUAAAUGGAGCCGGACACUUCGCCUGAUCUCAAUUCGUCAGUUUUCCUCAUCAUUGUGAUUUCCGUAGACAGAAGUCUGAUUUUAACAUCGAAACACCGGACCUUGCAUUUCAACGCCCAUGCAGGUUUGCGAGAAUUAGUCGAACGAUUCGUAAGGCGUGCAGAAUAUGGAUCAUGUUUUGUCACCUUUUUCUGAAGAAUCCAUUAUGAUUAGCUGAUAUAAUGACUUGGUAGUUUUGGUAAUAAACACAGUCACGUGCUACAGAACAGAAAAAGUCAGUAGGCAGACAUCAGCAAAAAACAAACAAACAAACAAACAAAAACAAACAAACAAAACAAAACCCAAAGCAAAUGUAAUGAUGAGGUAAUUACAGGGCGUUACAUUCAAAUACACUGUCUCAAAAUCUUACUCCUGGUUGUGACUCCACCUGCUGCCUCUGGCAUGUCGGUGUCAUAAGGUAAGGUGCAAUCUAGGUUAUUUCUGUACAUAGCAAGAGUGUUUUUUGUUGGUUGUUUUUUUUUUGUUGGUUGUUUUUUUUUGUUGUUGUUGUUGUUUUUCUUUUUUUGUUAUGAGUGUUGGAGGUGGGGGGGAUUUUGGCGACAUUUUUUUGUUUGGAAAGUGCUUCUGUAACCGUGAUUUCAACCCAGGGUUGUCCUCCGAUACUUUUCAAGCCAGGGUUGUCCUCCGACACUCCAAUCAACCCAGGGUUGUCCUCCGAUACUCCAACCAACCCAGGGUUGUCCUCCGAUACUCCAACCUACCCAAGGUCCACAAGGGAAGGUUGUUUAUUUACGUCACGCGUAUAACACAAGACGCUACCCCCCCAAAAAAAAAAUGGUUGGACACAGCAAUUACACACUAGCGUGCGGUGCUAAUGGUAGAUACUACACACCAGCGUGCCGUGAUAAUGGUAGAUACUACACACCAGCGUGCCGUGCUAAUGGUAGCUAUUACACACCAGCGUGCCGUGCUAAUGGUAGCUAUUACACACCAGCGUGCCGUGCUAAUGGUAGCUAUUACACACCAGCGUGCCGUGCUAAUGGUAAAUACUACACACCAGCGUGCCGUGCUAAUGGCAGCUAACCGUAACAAGUUUUGUCUACGCUGGAAUCACCCAACACCCCCCCCCCGCCCCCUUUUAGCCAAAGAAACGAGAGAAACACUGCCUGCUCGCCAUUGGUGACGAGUCCAAAGUACGAGCAGUUCGAUUGAUAACGCAAUUUCAAUUUAUUGAUUUCCAACAUAAUUGCCCGGGUAGAUUAUAUUGUCAUUUUAAGUUAUUUUGGAAAUUUUUUUUUGUUACUGUUGGUAACAUGCUCCUACCCUCCACACUUAACAAAAGACAACCCCCCAUCACUGGCCAACAAGCAAACACACGAAGAUUAAGCGGAGCCUAUGUCACAUUACCUAAGGUGGAUGAAACUAACAUGAAGGCAAGAUUUGUUAUAAAGGACACAAUCACAAAGUUACAAAGUGGCUCCCAGAAAUCUUUCGUGGUUCCCAGUAAUCUCCCGUGGUUCCCAGUAAUCUCCCGUGGUUCCCAGUAAUCUUCCAUGGUUCCCAGUAACUGAGCCGUUCUUAGGAGUUUGGGGGCCCUAAGCAUGGAGCCUAGGUUGGGGGCUCCGGAAGGGGGGGGGGUCCGGGGGUGGAGCUCCAGUGAGCUGAAGAUAAAACACCACCCACCACUGCGGCACCUCCAUUCUGCCUUCAUCAAUGUUUCCUCUUUCCCAUUCCCACGGCCAAGCCCCCGAUUUCCUGUCUGCCACCCCCAAAGCCCCCCCCCCUGCUGCGUCCCUUCCCCUGCCUCCGAAUUCAACUCCGAAUGAUAAAUUUCAAGAUGAGGAAGGUAACGCGGGUGACACAGACGGCUGCAGUGCCAGUUAAAAAAACCUGGGGAUCGAGGGCGCCUCACAGAGGCCCCCUCACGUUCGGGGCCCUAUGCGGAUGCGUAGUCAGCGUAUGCCUAAGAACGGGCCUGCCAGUUAUCUCCCGUGAUUCCCAAUAAUCUCCCGUGGUUCCCAGUAAUUUCCUGUGGUUUCAAGUAAUCUCCCGUGGUUCCCAGUUAUAGUAUAUCCUCAUUAUUGUUUUAAAAUGCCAUUGACAUAGUUAUCUUGUGGGCUGGUUGUCUCGUGGGCUGGUUGUCUCGUGGGCUGGUUGUCUCGUGGGCUUGUUGUUUCGUGGGUUGGAUGUCUCGUGGGUUGGUUGGCUCGUGGGCUGGUUGUCUCGUUGGCUGCUUGUCUCGUGGGUUGGUUGUCUCGUGAACUGUUGUCUCAUCGGUUAUUUUAAAGACCAGAAAAUGCCGAGCUUAAUGAACAACUACAAGGACUCUCUGUAGACUGGGUUUCAAACCGCUUGAGCCUGCAAUUUAACAAAAAGCAUGAUUGAACUAUAACACUGCAAUGCGUUACAAGUAAGUGAGUUACUGGCUGGCACCAGGCUCACCAGAUGUCACAUCCUAUCACAUUGAAUUAAAAACGAUGGAUAUAAAAUUUGGAAAUUUUUAAACAAUUAUUUCCGCCCUAUGAUGAGCAAACUGCUGAUGCCUGGGUGCCGAAGCACACGUUUCUUACUACUGGCUCAAUAAACACAUGUAGCUGACUACUGUCUAAAUACAAGAUACGUGCAAUAAAUCUUGACUCAGCGGAUUCACUCUUAGAACUGAUCAGUUUCACAUUCUUAUAUCUUUUCAGACUUGUCAUACGUUAAUACUUAUUCAACUAUGGAGGCGGAUGUGACGUCAGUUCCUGCUGUUAACGAGACUCUCGAAAGCGACGCCCCUGCUGACAUUGAUGAGAACAAUGAAGCCGGCAAAAAGAGGACCCAGAAGAAAACGCCGCCGGCUGAGCUUGGCUCCGUGCUGGAGGAGCUGCAGAAGCAAGCCGAAAACUUAAUGCUGUCGGAUUCCCGAAGCGGCUCAUCGGCCUCACGACCCACCAGCAUGGCGAGGGAACGGUCGCUGCUUGGGGACUCGGAUCGCAUCCUCAGGAAGUACAACAAAUCGGACGACGAGCUGAUGAAAGAGUUUCUGAAGCGACGUGGGCUGGAUGACCCCGACAAAAACGACUUGACCCCGUUGAUUUGCUGCUCGCUGCAAGGGAAGAUCCAACUUGUGGCCAAACUGCUGGAGAUGGGCGUGGACAUGAAUGCGGCGAACUGCGCGGGAACCACAGCGCUGAUUGCGGCGGCGGCGUCCGAAAAGGUGGAUGUCGUGAAGCUGCUGCUGCAGAACAACGCCAAGGUCAACGUGGUGGACGCGCGCGGCAACAGCGCGUUGAUGAUUGCCAUCUUGACAGGAAACGAGGAGCUGAUCCAACUGCUGAUAGAGAAAGGAGCGGAUGUCCACGUCAAGAACGUCAGCGGACAGAGCACGUUGAUGCUGGCGGCGUACAAGGGCGCCAGUGAAGUCCUCCAUCUGCUCAUCCAAAAGGGGGCCUCCGUCAACGCGAAGGACAACAAAGGCUGGACGCCCCUGAUGUUCUGCGCACAGUACAACGAGCACGAAACCGUGGCGGCCCUGCUCGACAACAGAGCUGACGUCAACGACGCAGACCUGAGCGGGGCCUCGGCGCUUCACGUCAGUGCCGGAAACGGAAACACGGAAACGGUGCAGCUGUUGUUGAAAUCGGGUGCCGCCGUCGACAAGAUUGAUAAGAGAGGAAGCACCGCGCUGAUGCAGGCGUGCUUCGGUGGUUGCCAAGCUUGUGUCGAGGAGCUCCUCGGGGCGCAUGCCUCUGUCAACGCAUGCGACGGCACGGGCUCGACCGCCCUGCACCUCGCGGCUCACGGGGGGUACAACGAGAUCGUGGCCGUCCUGAUAAAAUACAAGGCGGACUUGAACCUGAUUGAUGACGACGGCAACACGGCCAUGACGUGCGCGUGCAUGGGCGGGCAUUACGACAUCAUUCAAAUUCUACUGGCCGGAGGAGCGGACGACCUGAUUAUCAACUACCGCCGAGAGACCGUACUUUCAAUAGCCGUUUGUCUCAGCAGGCCAGACAUUGUGAAAUUGCUGCUUCAUCACCGGCAAACAAAGGGAGCCUAUCCACUGAUUAACUUCAAGGGUGACCGGGGAGUGACCUGUCUUGAAGAGGCAGCAAGACACGGUAACGGGGAAAUAGUUAAUUUGCUGAUUGAAUAUGGAGCGGAAAUAAAUUACAAAGCAAGACCCAUAGGAAGUACUCCCCUGCUUGACAGUGUUACCUGUGGGAGGCUGGGGGUGGUGGAAAUUUUCCUCAAAGCUGGAGCCAAUGCCAAUGUCACGGAUGUCGAAGGGAACACGGCGCUAAUGAAAUCGUCACUUCGAGGAUUCGCGUCUAUUGCUAAAGCUCUGCUAGUGGCAGGGGCAUCCCCCACGUUGUCCAAUGACAAAGGCCGUACGGCCCUGAUGUGCGCGGCCUAUGGGGGCUACGAUGACAUCGUGGAGGAUCUCCACCAACACGGCGCCCCUCUUGACACGGUGGAAGUGGACGGGUGGAAUGCUUUGAUGAUCGGGGCUCAAAACGGCCACCAGGAUGUCGUCUCGGUUUUAGUGGAAAAACAGGCAUCCGUGAACCACGUGAUGACGUACGGCAGGUCGGCAUUAGCCUGCGCCGCUGAGCACGGUCACUCUACCAUAGCGGAGCUCUUGCUGAAACACGGAGCUCCCGUGAACAAAGGUGACGUGGAAGGGGACACGCCGCUGAUUCUGAGCUCACUUAGGGGCCACACCAAGACCGUGCGAGUCUUGAUAAAAAACAACGCCGACCUCGACCGCGCCAACAAGGACGGCCAGACGCCACUUUUCGUCAGCGCCCACGAGAGCCACAAGAAGAUCGUGGAGCUCCUGGUCAACGCCGGGGCCGACGUGAACAAGAGCGACCGAAAGGGGUACACGCCCCUCAUGGCGGCCACGCUGAACAGUCACGUCGACAUCGUGGAGACUCUCUUAGAGACGGGAGCAGACGUGAACGCGGCCGACCGAAAAGCUCGCACCGCGCUUAUGAUGGCGGCCAACAAAGGUCACGCCAAGCUGUUGCAGACACUGAUCGAGAACGGAGCAGACGUCGACGCCCGCUGCGUGGACGGCUGGACGCCUCUCAUGUACAGCUGCCAGUAUGGUUUCACGGAGUGCAUGAAGAUCCUCCUGGACAGCAAGGCGAACGUCAACGCCACGGAUUCUGAGGGCAACUCCGCUCUGUGCGUCUGUGCGGCCAACGGCUUUCUCAAGGCUCUGCGACUUCUGAUCGUGUACGGCGCCACGGCAAGGAGCCAGAACAAGUCUGGGCGGAGCGCUCUUAUUCUAAGCACGUACAACGGAUUCAAGGACAUUGUUCAGUACCUGCUACGGAAGGGGGACGCAAAGAAGACGACCGAGUACGUCGACAAGGAGAGAGGGGACACGGCUCUGACCAUAGCUGCAAGGAAGGGUCACGCGGAAAUCGUCAGCGCGCUGAUACAGCACAGGGCAAAGGUCAACGCCGAGAACAGGAAACUGAGGACCCCGCUCAGCAUCAGCGCCAAAUACGAACGAGGGGAGGUCAUCGAUGAGCUGAUCAGAAGUGGGGCAGACGUGAACAUGCCAGAUAUCAACGGUAACACGCCGUUACUGUUGAGCGCCCCUGGUGGCAACCUAGCCGUUUUGGAAUCUCUCCUGAACGCAGGGGCGGAUGUCAACAAAGAAAACAACAAGGGCGAGAGCGCGCUGCUGUUGGCAGCCAAACAGGGCUGUCGUCUGGCCGUGCAGCUGCUCUUAGAUAAAGGUACCUUUGAUAACACUACUGAUAAAAGUUAGAGCACAAUAAUGAUUUUUUUCUUUUGGGGCGUUAAAUUUUGACUGGAAGAAAAUGGCGUUCAUCAGUUUUAAAUCCGUUGCAACACCGAGUCUGCGUUGUAAAAAAAAAGUAUUAUUAUGCGUCCAAAAAAUUCAAUCUGACUCCGUUCAUUGUUUUAUAUUUACAAGCUGUCUUGGUCCUUUGUUAUAUAUUUACAAUUGGUCUUGGUUCAUUGUUUUAAAUUUACAAUCUGACUUGGCUCAUUGUUUUAUAUUUACAAUCUGACUUGGCUCAUUGUUUUAUAUUUACAAUCUGACUUGGCUCAUUGUUUUAUAUUUACAAUCUGACUUGGCUCAUUGUUUUAUAUUUACAAUCUGACUUGGCUCAUUGUUUUAAAGUCUUCUAAUCUAUCCAGGUUCAUUCUUUUUGGUUUUCAAUCUGUCUUGGUUAAUUAUUUUAGACUCUAGCCAUCUGCCUUGGCUCAUUGUUUAAUUGGUUUGUACUUUUAGGGUGAAAGACUUACUAUACAUUUCGAUGGUAACCUGCCCGUCUUACUAUAGUAGGUCUUUAUUUGUUACAUUCCUCAUUUGAUUUGCUGUCGCUCUCUCUCUCUCCCUCUCUCUCUAAGGUGCUAAAGCUGAUUGCUGUGACAGGUCAGGCAGAAGUCCUAUCUCCAUAGCCAGGAAAAAUGGACACGACGAGAUUGUGGAGAUGUUGACCUCAGCUACGGGAGGAGUGGCGGGUAAGGGAAGCAAUUCUUUCAGGACGCGCUUGGUUGGACCGUUAUGAUUUGGCAGAUUAAUAACAAUCUCACAACUGGUUCCGCUUUCUGGAACGGGUCACGCCCACUUUAUGAAUGCAUUGGACAUGCCCACUUUAAGAUGUAGGGGGGGGGGGCACGCUCACUUUAAGAUAUAUGGGAUUAUGAGACACGCCCACUUUAUGAUUGAUAGGACACACCCAUUUUAAGACGUAAAUAAUGACAAACUCAGAACGGGAGUGAGUACGUCACGCCCAUGCACCGCUAAAACAAAAAGCCACAAUGCCACCCCCCCCCCUAAAAAUAAAGAAACAAAAUAGGCUUAUAUAUAAAUUUUACAAUAUAUUUGUGUGUGUGUGUGUGUGUGUGAAUAGCGAUCGUCUUAAAAUAAUAUAUUAUAUAUGAAAUUAAUAUAUAUAAAAUGUCAAAGUUUCCUCGCCAGAGUCCGGGGGUCACCAGCAAGAGGUCAGUUCGACGUCAUCGAGAGACAUGCGCCCCAUGACCGCGGGGCGUGUCAGGUCCGGUGCUGGUGUAAGGAGUAUCACGUCAAUGCGAGGUUUGAGGUACGUGUGGCCCGCAUGGAAAGAAGAAGAAAAAAACAAAGUCGUGUCUUACGCUAAUUUAAACCCAGUCCUCCUGCUCUGUGUCUGGAAGUUGCAUACACGACGCAAUCAUUAUGUUCGUUAAAAUGCUGAGCUUGAUAAAUGACGGCGAGAAAAUAAACUAUUAGUCAGUUUGGUUUGUUUCGUUAUUCUUUGGUGAACCCAUUUCUGUUGUUGUUUUUUUAAAGUGUACGUUUUAAUUGAUAUUCUCAUUUACCCAUUCUCUAAAACACAAACCCUCAAUGUUUCUAUUCUUAAAAUGUAGUCGAAACUGCAGCAUAAGUUCCGCCUCCUCUGAAGACGAUACUGUACUCGCUAUCAGGAACGCCAUCAACGUAGCGGCCCUGACCCCAGACAGGCUCGAGGGCUCUGUCAGAUUUGAGAUAGGCGCUGAAGAUCUGUGAGUGCUUGCACUUUAAUGUUUUGUUGUUGUUGUUUUUUUCAUUGGGUUAUAGAAAACAUCUGACACAUGACUGGCAUUAUUUGUGACCAUCUUCCGGUGGCGGAGCUAGGGGUCGUGCAGAUCGGGGCGUGCCAGAUGUGUUCCGCCCCCUUAACACUAAAAAGCAACCCAAGAUGCCACCUUUAGAUAUAAAGAAAAAAAAAAGUAAAAAAAAGGGGGGGGGGGCAUUUUUACUUUUUGAGGUUGGAAGCUUGAAGUUACAUAUACAAAUUAAGCUGUAACACUUUCCACAAUGGUCUAAUAUAUAUUAUAAUUUUAAGUGGAGUUUAAACAAUAAAGUCCCCUGCUGAUUAUGAUGUACCGUAUAUUGUAAUUGUAAGUGGAGUUUAAACUAUUAAGUCACCUGCUAAUUAUGAUGUACCGUAUAUUGUAAAUUGUAAGUGGAGUUUUAAACUGUUAAGUCCCCUGCUGAUUAUGAUGUACCGUAUAUUGUAAUUGUAAGUAGAGUUUUAAAAUAUUAAGCUUCCUGCUUAUAAUGAUGUACCGCAUAUUGACAUUUUAAGUGGAGUUUUAACUAUUAAGUCGCCUGCUAAUUAUGAUGUACCGUAUAUUUUUAAUUGUAAGUGGAGUUUUAAACUGUUAAAAGUCGCCUGCUGAUCCAAAUGUUUGUUUCCAACAGUGACGCGGAUGCCUUCCUUCAAGCGCGCAGACGUGUCGCCUUGGACUCUGACAAUGGGAGUGAGGAUAUCGAGGACGACGAUAUCCCUAUUGAGGACGAGGAUAUCCCUAUUGAGGACGAGGAUGGCGCUGAAGAUGAUGAAGAUAAUGAUCCGGACUACGAUAAUCCUGGCCUGGAUGGCUAAUCACGUCGUCGGCUCAACUUCGCCUUAAAGGGGGAAAACCACAACUAUUGCCUAUCUUAAAAAGUCAGGCAUCAGAGGGGGAAAAAAAAUACAACUGUUGCCCAUCGAAAGUCAGGCAUUAGUGGGAAGAGCACAAUACAUUUUUGCCGUUACCUUUAUAUUUAAAAUUUAAAAAAAAAACGAGUUGUGGUUUGUUUUUUUUUGUCCCUGUUAUAGUGGAGCAUUAUAUCCCGGUCCCCUGAAAAGGGAAAGUUAUCCACGCUAUUGGAUAGGAGUCAAAUGAUCUCAAGUUUCUUCAUGAUUUGACAACGAGUAAAAAAUAUUUUUUUUAAAAACCUGAAGUUUUUAUGAUGGUAGAUUUUGUUGUAUUUAUUGUGUGCAGCUUCGACAUUCGAACAGCCUUUUGUUGUAAUUGUUGAAUAUUUUUUAUUGGUGUGGUGCUUCUCCACCAUGUACGUGUAGAUGAAUGGUGUAUUAGCCUGUUGUAUUAUUGUUUGAAGAAACACUUCUUUAUGCUUGUAAGAG
This is a messenger RNA of Lymnaea stagnalis (great pond snail), 10224 nucleotides long. Lineage: Eukaryota; Metazoa; Mollusca; Gastropoda; Lymnaeidae. The record is from the annotation of a GenBank genome assembly.